CUCCUCCCCCUUACCAGUGCCAUCCACCACCUACCUCCCCAAGUCUCAACUCCUCGACACUCGCCAUGGCUGGAGCAGUGGACUUCGCGAACAUUGCUCAGCAAUUCGUCAAGUUCUACUAUGAGCAGUUCGAUACCAACCGAGGAAAUCUCGGGGCUCUCUACCGCCAUCAAUCCAUGCUCACCUUCGAGGGCACCCCAGCGCAAGGUGCAGACGCAAUCCUCGAGAAACUCCAAAGCCUUCCCUUCACAUCAGUCCAACAUCGCACCGACACCCUGGAUGCGCAACCCUCUAGCGAAGAAGGUGGUAUCCUAGUCUUAGUCACAGGCGCAUUACUGGUCGAGGGAUCGGAGCGACCGAUGAGCUUCACGCAGACUUUCCAGCUUCGCCCCGAAGCCGGCACUUUCUACGUCUUCAACGAUGUGUUCAGACUGGUCUACCCAGCCGCCUAAAUAAACGAUCAACCUUCAUAGCGACGACACGACAAGAGCAUAAGCAUACGAGAGCAAGGGCGGGCAGGAAUAAGGGUGUGGCCGGAGUGAUUUUGGGCGGGAGGAGUGAAUAGGCGUGCAUGAAGCCGUAAUUUCUCCAGCCUUGUUGGCUUGAAGGAGAGGCUGUCGGAUGGGAGUCUUUACAGCGGCAGGAUUUCCUUUAAAGAGGCACAUCACAGAAUAAAUACUCAGAUUCAACC
Molecule: messenger RNA, 691 nt
Organism: Mytilinidion resinicola
Lineage: Eukaryota; Fungi; Ascomycota; Dothideomycetes; Mytilinidiales; Mytilinidiaceae
Product: nuclear transport factor 2
Exons: 6
Coding region: 66-452 (128 amino acids)
Biological process (GO): protein import into nucleus
Cellular component (GO): nuclear pore central transport channel
Source: RefSeq, a predicted model, not a curated record